Molecule: messenger RNA, 2206 nt
Organism: Corylus avellana
Lineage: Eukaryota; Viridiplantae; Streptophyta; Magnoliopsida; Fagales; Betulaceae
Product: F-box/kelch-repeat protein At3g06240
Molecular function (GO): protein binding
Source: RefSeq, a predicted model, not a curated record
UAUCUUUCAAUUUGUCACUUUAUUUGCAAUGUUUUCUGAUAUUUUAAUUUGGUUAAUGUACAUUACUACAAGAAGACUUGCAACGUCCCCUCUUCUCCCCCAAAAGAAAAUACUAAAAAUUUUCAAAAAUACAGUACGGAGAGAAAACGAAAAAAACAAAAAACAAAAGUAAGAGAGAGAACCGCGAUUUUUCAGUAAGUCUGCUCCUUUGAAAGAGAAAAAAUUUCCCCAGAUCACUCGGUCCUCUUAAGUCUUAAGUCUGCCCCUUUGAAAGAGAAAAAAAUUCUCCUUGUUUUGGCCAUGCACGCUCAAGAUGACAAGAACCCAACAAAACUUGCACCGGAAAGAAUAUUGGGGAAGGACUAAAAUAUCCUUUAUUUAUUAUUAUUAUAAUUUGUUUUGUUGCCGAAGGAAAAUACAAAUCUUCCUUUCUUCUUUUUCGUUCCUUCUUCUCUUCAGCUCAGUGAGUGAGUGGCGCUCUCGCUUCCAUUGCUGCACGAUGUCGGACUGUCUCCCACACGAGGUUGUCGUCGACAUCCUCUCACGACUGCCGGUGAAGUUACUCAUGAAAUUCAGGUGCGUUUCAAAGGCAUGGUGCUCUCUAAUCUGCAGCCCCCACUUCAUCUCCACCCACCUCAAUCGCUCUCUUUCCAACUCCCAACACCAGCCCUGCCUUUACGUCACCCAUAACUACACCUUUCACACCCUCCUGUUGUACCCAUCAAAUCAAGAAAUAGAACAGAAGGGUGAUUUCUUUGCAAACCCAUCAGAUCGCAUACAAUUGCAUGAUACAUCUAACGAUGAAUUUGAGUUGCUCUUAGUUGGUUCAUCUAACGGCCUACUUUGUCUUGCCAAUAUGACUUUCAAUAACGAAAGUGGCUUGUGCGUUCUCUGGAACCCAUCCAUUCAAAAAGCCAUAUCUCUUCCCAAGCCUAAUAUUGGAUUUCACGGUUCGUUAGACCACUCUGUUGGGUUUGGGUAUGAUCCCACCACUGAUGAUUACAAAUUCGUGAGGCUCGUGUAUCUCCCAGACACUGAGUAUUCUAGUUUCAUAACUGUUCCACCUCUGGUUGAGAUUUAUACGCUUCGAACCGGCAUAUGGCGCUCUGUUACGGCCCCCGGUCCUCCCUACGUCAUAAGGAAUUGGUCCCCAUCGGUUUUCGUGAAUGGGGCACUUCACUGGUACGCCCACACUCCACACCAUCCACGGAAACAGGGCGCCUAUUGCAAUGUGAUCGUGUCGUUUAAUUUGAAGGAUGAGGCCUUCGGUGAAGUGGGUAUGCCUAAGAGCUUACAACGGCUGCAACGCUUGGACGUUACUGUGGCGCUAGUUGAUGGGUUGCUUGCGCUUGUCCCUUGUGACUACUAUCGUAGCGUGUCAUAUAAUUCCGUGUGGGUGAUGAAAGAGUAUGGAGUAACGGAAUCUUGGACUAAGCUGUUUGAUGUUUGCUUUUGGCCAUUUAGCAGGGUGAUUGGCUUUACAAAGACUGGUGAAGUUCUAGUGCAAAAGGCUGACAGGUUGUUUUCUAGCGGACCUACUAGCCGAGGAUAUUUGGAGAAUCCUCCCAUUCGAGGCAUGGAGGAGAUUUAUUUGGAUACAUAUGUGGAGAGCCUUGUUCUAUUGAAUUUAACUGACCAAGUGCUGGGGAGACAGGGGAAUUCGUCUUGUGGUAGUAAGCUCAGAAAAAAAAGCAGGUGAAAAGAAAAAGGAUUGCAAGAGUAGUUGACUAUCUGUAAGUCGGGGGAAUUGCAGAGGAUACAUCUGAUCUGGUUUUGCCAGUGUCUGUGAUGGAUUAAGUGAAUCUGUUGACUAUCCAAAUGAGUAUUGGGACUCUGAUGAUGAUGUUGGAUAUAUGAGACAACCUAUUGAGGAUGAGGCAUGGCUUCUAGCUCAUGAAAUUGAUUACCCAAGUGACAAUAAAAGUGUGUAGGGCAUGGCAGUGUUCCAGAUCCACAGGGAAGAGCUCCAGCCAAAGAUGAGGAUGAUGAUCAAUCUUUUGCUGAGGAGGAUUCUUACUUCCUGGUGAGCAGUAUUUUCAAGCAAAACGUCCAACCAGUUACGGCUUUGGAUGAUCCUAUAGGGGCUGUCAGCGUUGUUUUUAAGCUCAUAUUUUAUUUUAUUUGCUUCUGGCUGUGUUAUAUGAUGACCAGUCAGUUGUUUUGUGAAAUUUUGGAGGCUAUUAGAUUUGAACUUGUUGCUCUGUUA